Molecule: messenger RNA, 564 nt
Organism: Suncus etruscus (white-toothed pygmy shrew)
Lineage: Eukaryota; Metazoa; Chordata; Mammalia; Eulipotyphla; Soricidae
Gene: C12H6orf120
Product: chromosome 12 C6orf120 homolog
Exons: 1
Coding region: 1-564 (187 amino acids)
Source: RefSeq, a predicted model, not a curated record
AUGACGGCCCCCGGGCGGCGCGCGCCGUCGCCCCCGCUGCUGCUGCUGGCGCUGGCGCUGGCGGCGCAGGCCUGCGCGGCGACGGGCGAGGCGGAGGCGGAGGCGGAGGCGCCGCCCGACUGGGUGCUGCUGCACGUGGUGCAGGGCCACAUCGGCGCGGGCAACUACAGCUACCUGCGGCUGCACCACGAGGGCCGCAUCGUGCUGCGCAUGCGCAGCCUGCGCGGCGACGCCGACCUCUACGUGUCCGACACCACGCUGCACCCCAGCUUCGACGACUACGCGCUGCAGUCGGCCACGUGCGGCGGCGACCUGGUGGCCAUCCCCAGCCACUUCCAGCGGCCCGUGGGCAUCGGCGUCUACGGCCACCCGUCGCACCUCGAGAGCGAGUUCGAGAUGAAGGUCUACUACGACCGCGCGCCCGAGCAGCGCCCCGACGCCGCGGCCGCGCGCCCGGACGCGCUGCACGACCCGGGGCCCGAGGAGCCCACGCCCGAGGAGGACUCGCUGCUCUGGACCCUGCUCAUCGGCCUGCUCAAGCUGGUGCUGGAGAUCCUCUUCUGA